AUGUACUUCUCUCUAAUUGUCAUGUCGGCCUCGUUGGCGGCGGCUGUCCUUGCAGUCCCAGUCGCUGAAGAGAACACCCAGGUCAAGCGCGCACCUGUUCCUGCGAAGGAAAUCCUUAUCAAGGUCGUAGCUGACGCAGAUGUGGGCCUGAAAAAGCGCGACACUGCACCGAAUGAACCCACUGAGGACGACAUCAAUGUCAACCUGGGUGCCGGCGUGGGCGUCACUAAGCGUGAUGCAUCUCCAGAAGACCUGGUUAGUAUUAGUGUUGGAGCUGAUAGAUCGGUUCACAUUGGAAAGCGAAUGGCCGCCGCACCCGUUGAUGAUGGGGUCAUCGGUGUUGGCCUUGGGCGGACGUGA
This is a messenger RNA of Penicillium daleae, 360 nucleotides long. RefSeq lists its product as uncharacterized. Lineage: Eukaryota; Fungi; Ascomycota; Eurotiomycetes; Eurotiales; Aspergillaceae. The transcript has 2 exons. The record is from RefSeq and is a predicted model, not a curated record. Bases 1 to 360 code for a protein of 119 amino acids.